Coprinopsis cinerea okayama7#130 is the source of this 444-nucleotide messenger RNA. RefSeq names its product carbonic anhydrase. The record is from RefSeq and is a predicted model, not a curated record. Lineage: Eukaryota; Fungi; Basidiomycota; Agaricomycetes; Agaricales; Psathyrellaceae. Gene Ontology annotation, molecular function: zinc ion binding; carbonate dehydratase activity. The transcript is spliced from 4 exons. Bases 1 to 444 code for a protein of 147 amino acids.
AUGCCUGCCCACGAAUCCUUCGCUGCUAACAAUGCUGCCUAUGUCGCAGCUUUCGACAAAGGUCAUCUCCCCCUUCCUCCCGCGAAGAAGUACACUGUUGUAACAUGCAUGGACGCCCGUAUCGAUAAAGAAGCCCUGCGAAGCAUUGUUAUCUCCCAACGUUUGCUGGGCACCCGCGAAGUAGCGGUCUUCCACCACACCGAUUGUGGCAUGUUGACCUUUACAACCCCUCAACUUCAAGACAUCGUCAAGGACGCUGCUCCAGGAAACGAUGCCGUGGCCAGCGCUGUGGACAAAAUCGAUUUCUUGGAAAUCUCGGACGUGGAAGGUAGCGUCAAGAGCGAUGUCAAGUUCUUGCAGGAGAAUCCCCUCGUCCUCCCUGAGACCAAGAUCACUGGAUGGACAUAUGACGUCCGCUCGGGAAAGGUUCAACAAGUCGCUUGA